CGACAUUCUCAAGAAUUCGCCCAGCUUGAAAAUUGUGCGAAAGCUGUGCAAUCGUGGAGUGGUUAGCGUAGAUUUCAAGCGUCACUUCAAACAGCAGUUUGGCGCUCUCAAAGCAGCCGUACACAGGGAAUCAGUACCUGCAGUGGAUGACGAAGACUAUUGGUUAGAAAUACGUAACCAGUUUGCUUAUGAUGAGAAUGAUCAAAAUGACGCGAUUCCUAUUAAUGCUGCAAAUUUUGCACCAACUUUUCAUCCUGUCCAAUUGUUGAUGAACGAAUUUAAUCUGGAAUUAAAUAAGAAUAUCUCCAUACAAAACCGACUGGAUAAUUUAGCAAUGAUAAUUGAUGAAGCUCAUCAAGUCAUUGCAGCGCAACUGGGUGUAGCAAGAACAGAGGUCGCCUUCAUGCGUAAUGGAACUGAAGCAAAUAACAACGUAAACAAUGGCCAGCUCUUACAACCAACUGAUGAGGUCGUUCUGUGGGCACAAAACCACCCAACAAAUCAUCAGGCAUGGUACAUACGUCAAGCUCAAACACCGUUUGUAAUUCACGACAUACCUGCCAAUCUAAAUGGUGCCAUUACCGACGAAGAGAUUGUUGCGCAAUUUGUCAAUGAAGUUAACGAAAACACCAAAUUUCUUACAUUCUCUCACCUGUCAAAUGUCAGUGGUCUCUUGCUACCUGCAGAACAAAUAUGCAGGGCUGUUCAUAGCGUCAACCCCGAUUGUCACGUGCAUGUUGACGGUGCAAUGACCUGGGGAUGCAUGAAUUUGAAUUUGGCACAAAUGGACUGUGACAGUUACUCAGCCUCUGCUCACAAGUGGUUUCUUGGACCCAAGGAAACAGGGUUGUUCUACAUGAAAUUAAGUCGCAUCCCAAACUUUACUCCUAACACGUUUGGGUACGAUCCAAUGAUCGUCGUCCCUGAAGAGCUUUACACUGACGCGCGAAGAUUUGAGCUUCUUGGUCAGCGUGCCGAUCCUAGCUUAAUGUGCUUAUUAUGCACAGCCGAGAUAAUGGAGGACAUUGGUUUCCAGAGCAUCGAAGACAGAGUUCGCUACCUUGGUACUAUUGUCUUUGACGGCUUUUCAGGCUUUGAUUUCCCCAUGACAACACCAUCUGACGUAAACCAAAGGCUUGGCGUUGUUAUUGGUGGCGUAGAUCCAGACUGGGGUGCAAACCUGUACAACUAUCUUUAUGAUACCCACAGAAUUGCUGUUGCCAGUACAAGCGGUAUACGUGCUUCACCACACAUUUGCAAUAUACCAGAUCAGCUUCAAUCAAUGCUAGAUGCAAUUGAGGAGUACAUUGGACUAUAUCCACCACCUCCACCACCGGAAACAGUGAUUUAUAGUAAAUGGUAAACAAAUACAAACCAAAUUAGUAGAUGAAAUUAUGUUUGCUCAAUGAUUUUGGGAUUAAAGUUAACGAUAUAUUAAGUAGUCAUGGUAACAAUGUGAAAAAUUGUUAAAUAAUGGUAAAAAUAUUCUGUUAGUGGUUUGCAAAUUCAAGAAAACAAUAUUACUUUCAAUAAAAAAUGGCAUCACAAACUUUAUUAUUUGGUUGGUUAUUGUGUAAAUUGUUUGAGGAUAAAUGACAAAAUCAGUUAUCCCUUGACACUGUGAACAUCUUUAUUAUGUAAAAAUUUAUAGUGGGGUGGUUAUUGCAUUCUCACUUAUAUUUUAUGUAUAAACAAUUAUAUGUAAUUUAGUAUUGAUCAUAAUAUAGUCCUAACAAAAAAGUGGCAAACUUUGGUUAAGUAAUUUUUCAUUUGUUUAAUUAGGAAAUGAGGUGCAAAGUUUUCUUUAGUUCUUUCAUUGCAGCUCAUUUAGUGUACCAAAACAUCGAGAAGGAAAAGGGAUUACUUUUAGUAACUAGAAGUUACUAUCGCAAGGAGGUUGCUGCCGUCAAUCAUAGAAAAUAUUCUUUUCCUAUCCAGCAAGACAAAAUUCAACAGUGUUUCAAACAAAUUGUAAUAUAUCUUUUACAAGUCAAUACAAAGAUACUGCAAACGUUCUUGUUAACUAUAAUAGAGGUUAAUAAAUGUUUAAUUAUAAAGUCAAAUGUAAAUUUCAGAAACAUUUAUUAGUUUUAUGAGCAGAGAGUCAUAUGUUAUAAAGAGUUCUGGUAAAUUCAAAA
Molecule: messenger RNA, 2138 nt
Organism: Xenia sp. Carnegie-2017
Lineage: Eukaryota; Metazoa; Cnidaria; Anthozoa; Malacalcyonacea; Xeniidae
Product: cysteine desulfurase SufS-like
Exons: 5
Coding region: 269-1363 (364 amino acids)
Source: RefSeq, a predicted model, not a curated record